AAGGGAGAGAGAGUGUGAUUUUAUUGCUCUUCUAGGUGAUCGCUUUUCGUAUUUUGUUUUUUGACUUUUCUAGCUGCAGUAAUUUUUUUGAGGGGCGCUUGCAUUUAUUUUCCCCGGUUUACAAAAAUUAGAAAAAAAAGAUAUGACUGAGAAGUGCACCGGAUGAUAACCUUCCGAGGAGUGUCACAGUGCCACGAGGAAAUGAACUUGAAAAAAUCAAAAGUUGUGGUUUAGAGAAAGGAAGAGAAAAAAAAUAUGGAAAUCGGCGGUGAAGUGAGAACACAGAGGUCCUCAGAGACGAAAUAAAUUCCCCGCAUUAAUUCCGGUCGCAGAUUCCAUUCGUUGCAAGAUGUUGCUCGCCCCCGCCGCCCGUCUCCUGCUGCUGUGCCUCCUGUCGACGCCGCUCGCUUCCUCCCACGCCUUCCACGGGCGUCCUCGGCGACAUCGGCACCACGAGCGCAGAUUCUUCGAGAGCCGUGGCCACGCCCAUCGCGCCCAUGGCCACGCCCACUCUCAGCACCACCACGACGCCCACCGCCUCUACGCCGACGCCCACAGGCUGGUUUCGGCGAGUCACGUGGUCGAGAAUUCGGUCGGCGGGAACCGCGUGCCGAGUGCCCGCAAGACCGGCCAAGGGUCCCGAUGGGCGCUCACGUACCACGGCGCCGCCCACGAGCCCGCGGCCAUCAACAACACGGUGUCGAACGUGACGGCGCAGCUGGGAGGCGCCGCCUUCCUGCCUUGCCGGGUGGGCCACCUCGGGGACAGGCAGAUCUCCUGGAUCCGCAAACGCGACUGGCACGUCCUUACAUCCGGCGAGAUUCUGUACACCCCCGACCGCCGUUUCUCCGUGCUGCACGUGGCUGGUUCGCAAGACUGGACGCUUCACAUCAAGUACGUGAGCGUCAAGGACAACGGCACGUACGAGUGCCAGGUGUCCACAGGCACGGGCAUCAUCUCCCUCUUCGUCAACCUGGCAGUGGUCACGCCCGAGGCCCAUAUACCAGGGCACGGCCAGUACCACGUCAACCGCGGGUCGCCGAUCACGCUUGUCUGCGCCAUCGAGAACGUACCCACCCCGCCGCAGUAUGUCUUCUGGUACCACAACGGACGCCUCCUCAACUACCUUCCUGACCAGCCGGACUUGACCAUAGAGACGAGCCGAGAACCCAGCGCCGCCGUCAGUAGGCUGGAGGUGCGGAGGGCAAGGGAUGAUCACUCCGGAAACUACACGUGCAGUGCGCCCAACACGCUAGCUGCCUCUACGAUGGUGUUCGUUACUGAAGGCGACAAGACGGCGGCGGUGCAGCGGAUAGACUCGAACAGCGCGGCCGCCGCGGCUCCCCUCGCGGCGCUGUCGCUGCUCGCUGCCUCCUACGUCCUCGCCGUCAGAUGAAGUGGCGGCGGAGCGACGCCCUUCGCCAGCGCCGCCGCCGCCAGCAGCGGGGGGCGCCGCGCCCUCGCCUCGCCCCCCGUCGGCCG
Penaeus monodon (black tiger shrimp) is the source of this 1482-nucleotide messenger RNA. Its product is annotated as zwei Ig domain protein zig-8-like. The record is from RefSeq and is a predicted model, not a curated record. Gene Ontology annotation, cellular component: neuron projection membrane. Gene Ontology annotation, biological process: synapse organization. NCBI's taxonomy places the organism in Eukaryota, Metazoa, Arthropoda, Malacostraca, Decapoda, Penaeidae. The transcript is spliced from 7 exons. Bases 350 to 1396 code for a protein of 348 amino acids.